Owenia fusiformis is the source of this 885-nucleotide messenger RNA. The record is from the annotation of a GenBank genome assembly. NCBI's taxonomy places the organism in Eukaryota, Metazoa, Annelida, Polychaeta, Sabellida, Oweniidae.
UUCUUCCGUGCCCCGCCGUGCACUUUGUUACCCUUCAUCGCCAAGAGCAUGUUGUUUCAAGAAUCAAUGUCAGAAUAAGACAAUUGAACAGUGUACGUGUGAGGACUGCUUAGAUCUUAGACAAAGAAUUGUUGCGGAGAGACACCACUGGUAUCCACAUUCAAAACAAUGCCAAAUGACAUAUUAUGAUCCAACUUCAGCCUGUAAAAUGUUAGCUGAAAAGAAUGUGAAACAUAUUAUCCUAGUUGGGGAUUCCCUAGUGCGACAUUUCUUUGGGGCACUGCUGAUACUUCUCAGUGGACGUAUGAAAGAUGGAGCCAUGUUACCAGAUACUAAACCAGGUGACAGAGAUUACUGUGGAUAUCAUCUCCAGUUUGAUGAAAAAUACUGUCGAUUAAUGGCAGACAGGGAACGGAAGAUUUGCAAUUCAACGAUCCAACUGACACUCAGAGAGGACUACAAAUUACCAUUGUUACCAAAUUCCGUUGAGUUCAUAAGAGAAAAAGAGAAUCAAGUAAUUCUAUUUUCUACUGGCCUUCAUAGUGGAUUUGAUUUUCCCUCAACAAAGCUGGCAGUAGAAAAAUACAUAAAGGCUUUGGGCGAUAGGAUCUUCCAGCAGAAUUCUUACACAAACCAUACAAGACCUAGGAUGUUGUUUAUGACACCACAUUAUCCAGGGUUAAUGAAAAGAGCACGUUAUUUGAACAAUCACCAAGGACCCAAAGAUGUGAUGCUCUAUACUAACAAGAUGAGAACAUUUCUUGCCAAUUAUAGCAUUCCUACAUUUAACACAAGUGCAUUAACGAACCAUACAUUUAGUUUUGAUGGCACACAUUUUGGUUUUGGGUUGAAUCUCCAGUUAGCCCAUAAUCUAUUGAACUAUAU